Messenger RNA from Populus euphratica (Euphrates poplar), 1578 nucleotides. Its product is annotated as S-adenosyl-L-methionine-dependent methyltransferases superfamily protein. Bases 70 to 753 code for a protein of 227 amino acids. The transcript has 5 exons. Lineage: Eukaryota; Viridiplantae; Streptophyta; Magnoliopsida; Malpighiales; Salicaceae. The record is from RefSeq and is a predicted model, not a curated record.
CUGCUCCUCUGAAGCCUUAAACUUCUAUUUUGAAGAAACCAGGGAACAGCAAAAGCACAGAACAGAGACAUGAAAUUCACAGGCUCUCCUGGAAUAGACCUCAAGAUCAAAGACAAGACUCUGUCUCUCCAACAAGACAACAGUUCCUUCCAUGUGGGAACUUCAGUUUGGUCAGGUUCUUUAGUACUCUCCAAAUUUCUCGACCGGUGGACCCCACCAUCCACGAACCCCACCACCACCCCAAACCGUUACUCCACCCUCCUAGACUUCCACAACCGCCGUGCCAUCGAGCUAGGCACCGGCUGUGGCGUCACUGGCAUGGCCCUUUACCUUCUUGGACUCACUGACAUUGUCCUUACUGACAUCCAUGCUGUGAUGCCUGCUUUGAAACACAACUUAAAGCGAAACAAACAAGUUCUUGGCAAGAUGUUGAAGACAGCGAUUCUUUAUUGGAGUAAUGAGGAUCAAAUUAAUGGGGUUAAUCCCCCCUUUGAUUAUGUAAUCGCGGCGGAUGUUGUCUAUAUUGAAGAGAGUGUGGGGGCAUUGGUGAAGGCCAUGGAAAUGUUGGUGAAAGAUGAUGGGGUUGUUUUGUUGGGGUAUCAACUGAGAUCACCGGAGGCGGAUAAGUUGUUUUGGGAGAUUUGUGGAGAGGCUUUUGUGAGUGAGAAAGUUCCGAAGGAGGAUUUGCAUCCUGAGUAUUGUUAUGAGGAGACUGAUGUGUUUAUAUUCAGGAAAAAGAAGAAGAAUUUAUGAGACCUUUCAAAAGAUUAGUUGCUGCAAGUUUAAGGCUUUGCUAUCCGCUCGUUGUUAUCCCUCUUAUUCAUAGUGGAGCUCUUUUCUGAUGUCAAGGGGCAUUUUUGGUCCAUUAUAGGCAUCACAUCUACAGGCUGUUAUUGAUCUCUUCUUCCUUGAUCUCCGAGCCUCCUUACUACCUUCCUCUUGUAACAGAAUGAUAAUAUAGCAUUCAUCCAGGUGAUAUCAACCAGUCUUUUCAAGUUCCCUUGUCGGAAAAUCAGGAUAUGUGCUGUUUUCUGUUCAGGGUUCUUUCCUUUGGGACAACCAGGCAUCAUGGGUACCACCAGCUGGCCAAGUUUUUCAAAUUUCAAGAACUAGAAAUGGGUCAUCAGAGUGUGAAGUGCAUGCAUAUACCCAAAUUUUAUCAUGAAGGAAACUAGCCCCACAAUUGAUAAUGACAGAAGCAGGUAUAUUUUUACAAUUAGCCGAAGAGAGCAGGUAUUUCUACUUGAACUUUCAUUUAAGCUUGAAGAUUUCGUCUUGAGUUGUAAUCUGUGAUGUGUUGUGAAAUCUUAAGCUUGCAUUCUUAAUUUUGUAAAAUUAAAAUAUUUCUACUUGCUCUCAUCUGAACAGCCAGGUUAUCUCUGCACAAGUCUCAGCUCUGUUUGCUCUCUGGCUAGGAAAUGGAGCAAAAAGUGCAUGGUUGGAGUUGAACUGUAACUGCUAGUGGAACAAUAUGAAAUUUUAUAUUUUCUUACUGAUAUUCUACUUGCUUGAAGAUUGAACAUUGAAUAAAAUUUCUUGACUUCACCAUAAAAUACAAACAACCUAAUGUUUUUGGAA